AUGCCCACCACAUGUAGGCCUAAGAGCUCCUCCAUCCACAAACCUAUAAGGAGAUUCACACCCCCAUGGACACCGCCCCACACCCCCACACCCAAACGCUCCACCUCCAUCUGCUACAUGAGUCUCGCUGAUGCCUUCCUGACGCGGCUACAGCAGGAGGCAGAGAGCAGGAGUAAGAGAAGGAUGGAGAAGGAGGGGGUGGUGGUGGAGGUGGUGGCAGUGCAGGGAUGUCGGCAGGGGUUCGUGCAGGGGUACCUCGCCAGGGUUUACGAACAGGGGCAGGGUACGUUCAGUAAAGCCAAGACCUUCGCUAAACAGACCAUUUAUGAGUGCGAGAGGAGUAAUCAAUGCAAAGGCAGUUCCAGUGGUGACCCUACAAAGACUCGUGCCAAUGGGUGUUCAGCGUACAUCUCCUUCUUGUUCGAGGAGGGUGCCACGGUCACCGCCUGUGUGGUGCGCCGCCGCCUCACACACACCGGCCAUGACCCCAAUAACAGGGAGGAGUCAAGAAUCAGCCGCAUUGACCUUAAACUACGCUUCCUGAUCGAGACAUGGCUGCAGGCGGGACUCAAGGUCAGCGAGGUCAUGUCAGAGGUUGCGAAAUGGAACAAGACACAAGGGUACACUGACCACCACAACCGCCGCUAUUUUCCGACCCGACAGGAUAUCCAGCAGAUAGCAUUGACCUCCCGCAGACUCCCCAAGGUCAUGUCAGGUCACCCGCGCCAGAAACCAAGGAAAUAUGACACUCUGGGGAAAGAUAAUGCUGUACAGGUUCUCAAGGGUGAAUUUCGUGAGUGGUGUGUGUUCCAGCAGUCACGCACCACGGCCGGUCCAUCUCCCAGGCCUCUAGUGGUGGUGGUGCAGAAUUCGGGCAUGCGUGGGGCGAUGGACAGGCUCGGUGGGGAGUUCAUGUGUCUGCGGAGUAAUUUUGAAGGGCUGCGUCAGUAUGGCAGUGCGGUGUAUGUGGUAGCGGUGAGUGAUGGUGGCAGUGGUGCUGGUGGUGCUCUCCCGGCUGCUUACAUAGUGACAAGUGAUGAUGAGCCCACCACCUUCCUCCUGGCUUUCCGAGAGCUACUCACCCACUGCCCUGCUGCCCCAAGAGUGGUGAUGGUGGACCAGGAGAUACAAGGGUUCGCUGAGGUGUUGGCAACGCUGCUGCCUGAACUCUUCCUCCUCCCUUGGGUGCAGGUGGCCCAGGAGGUCCACCGGUGGCUGCAGGCGUCCCCAGCAGCAGGGAAGGAGAACGCUGGAGUGAGGAGGAUGCUUCUUCAGUGCCUUCAGGAGCUGAGGGCCUGUGACACGAAGGAGGCGUUCGUGGCGUCGGUGGGGCAGCUGGAGGGGCGGCCGGGGCUGGAGGGGUUCCUGGCCAUGCUGUGGGCGGACUGGCUGACUCACCCGACCCGCUGGAGUGACUUUGGCAGGGCAGAGCUGUGUGGUGGUCCGGCCCAGGCUGCUGUGUGGGAAAGGCUGUUCCUGAGGCUGCACCACCAGUUCCUGAAGGGCGUGCACACCAGGAGGACACUGCCAGACCUGCUCAAGCUCCUCACCGACACCAUCACACACAGGAAGAAUGCGGUGGAGGGCUUGCUGGAUAUGUCGGCGUUGGUGGAGGGGUCGGCGGUGGAGCGUGCCACAGCACUGGUCAAGCAGGGGUGGCAGCAGCUGGUCACCUGGCAGGGAUUGUGGGUGGCACACGUGCCCUGCCACACUCUGCUGGAGACGUCCUACCGUGUCAACCUGAUCACCCUAGAGUGUGAGUGUCCCCUGCUUACUUUGGGGGGGCCCUGUGUGCACCUCUGCCUGGUGCUGUCCCUGGCAGGGGUAAGGCAGGGCGCCUCGCCACAGCAGGAGCGGCAGCGGCUGGCCCGGGCGGCGUUGGAGCAGGGGGACUACCUACUGGAGGCAGACUGCUGCGUCACCUUCCACAGCGGCACUGUGUGUGUCACUGAGUUGGAGUCUGGCACCUGCACAUGUGUGGCGGCCGCCCUGGACACUGUUUGUGUGGGUGCCCUGCUGGUGGGGCUGGCCAAGGAAGCGGGGCACACCCUCGCCUUGCCUCCCAUCAUGCCGCUGGGAAUCAAGACUGAGGAGGACCUGGCCGCCCCUCAGCUGCCCGUGGUCAUCCAGACACAUACCGGCCUGCCACGCUGCCUUGCAGACACUCACGGAGACCUGCGAGAGGACCAGGGCCAGGACCACUCCCUCUCCUCCAAGGCACUGCUGGAGAAGCUGUACCUCUGGUCCACCACCAAGGAGUUCACAGACUCGGAGGUCCUGCACCGCCUACUGCAGGCUGCCCAUGACACUGUGUGGCCUGCCCCGCUGCCGCCUUCACCUCCUGCCGCACCGCAGCCUAGACAGGCGGUGUCCUGUGGCAGUGACAGGCUGAGGGCUGUGGUGCGCACUGUGCGGAGGAAGAGGAGGAGGUGGGAGAGGCUGGGACUGCCGCCGCCCAGAUGACUCGCUGCAGCAGCACAGUGACCGUCAGCAGUGAGUCACGGCAGUGCGCUGAGUGUCUGCUGACUCAUGUACAGACAAAACUCACUGCCAACACACACAACACAUGAACCUCAUUUCCUAUUCAUAAAGCACAGUUACAGUCAGCACCGCCUGACAUGACUGGUGGGUGGCACGUCUGUUGUGUUGCUGCUGUGCCCACCACACACACACACACACACACACACACAUCACAAGUAUCAUGACAACACUUCACUUCUCACCCAAGGCUGUCAUGAAAACUCCUUUGAAUUACAUGUACAGGGAUUUCUCAAAUUAUGUGAGGGAUGCAUUCCUGAAGGGAUUGUGUGAUGUAAAAAUUUUACAGUGAAAAUUAUUACCAAACUAAACUGUACAGCAGAGGUGGGCAGGUAGAGCUUCCAGAAUUGGUUCUGACAGUUCCGCCAGGAACUGUUAUGAACCAGUUCCACCUUAUGUUCAGCAUGAAUACAUACGCUGUAGAUACACACUAGUCAGUCAACAGUAUGCAGUGCUCCUUAGAAUGUGUAUGUUAUCAUUAAUAUUAUUUAGGAAUUUUUGUAAACUCUGGUAUCUAAAAUUAACAAAGUAGAGUGCAAUACAAUCAUAUGGAACAUCCAGUAUUCAAAGAAAUUGCAUGAAUAAUAUAAAAACAUUGUGUUCAUGCCGGCCAGUGGGCAAUAGUAGGCACUGAUUUAGUGUUGGUAUAUCAUAGACAUUUCUUUGUACUCUGGGAGAUUUAUACUGGAGCUCAGCAUGACUAACUGAUUAGGGUACUCAUGACCAUUGUUCUCAUGAUUUAAUAAAAACCUAAUCUGCCUACAACACACACACACACAAUUACUUAUUUGCAUUUAUUGUACUAUAACUCAACUCUCUCAAAUCAGAACAUACAUUUUUUCUAGAACUGAGUUAAAGCCAGACAUAUCAAGAUUAUACCUAAAUUUGUGGUGUUAGAAAAGAUUAAUCACAUUCAAAUUUAGUAAAACAAUAGCACUGAAACAAAACAGAACAGCUCCAGUGUGGAAUGACAAUGAACAAACACUGUGUAUCAUUAAAGGAACUCUGUGUGAGAUAAGAAUAAUUUGCUAAACUGUGCCUCCAUUCAUUCAGUAUCCACCACAGAUCAGAAGUCUCUCAGCACCACAAGUUAGUACUCUACAUUCUAUAACCAUCCCAGUCAGUGUUCUAGAUGAGUCCUGAAACACUACAGCAACACCCUUCCCUGGUCACCAAUUUUUACAUCAUGCAAUAUCUCUUCAGUAACGUAUCCCUCGCAUAAUUCAAGAAAUCCCUGUACUUGGAGAAACGUGUACCUUCUCAAGUGCCUCUGCCUUCAGCCUUGAGGUGUGAGUAUGUCAACAAAUGUUGCUAUCAAAGAGACUCGUGAUGUCCUGCAAGUCUGGAACAAACGUCUUGAAGUUAAGGAAAUAAAUCACAGAUACAUGCAUAACUGACAGCUGUGGGGUGGACGAGGGCAGAGACACUCCAAACAACCCACAACCCACACAAGACUGACCGGUGUUAUGAACUAAGAGACGAGAUCUCCAGUGUUGCCAGAUACCAGUGAUGCUUCAAGACACAGCAGCAAAAUGACGGCCACUCACUCAUGUCCAGCGGCGGUGACUGUGGCUGUGGUGGGGCACUGAGGGGACCACCACACAGCCCCCACAACUCUGAAAUGUCAUUGUGGUCUCAUUAAAGUAUUUUUGUAAUGAUUGUCUGUGUUUUGUAUCCAUGGCAUGCAAGGUGUGUGAGAGGGAGUGAGUGAGUGAGUGAAUGAAUGAAUGAAUUAGUGUGUGUGUGUGUGUGUUUUAAGUAAGUUGUCUGAAUAUUUAGCAAGUUAUCCUCCAAAACAUUUAAAUUAUAACAACAUUUCACACACACACACAUGUCUCGACACAACACUCAAUACAGUGAAACACUGGGUCAAUAUUUCCGGAAACACUUUAGAACAUUACAAAAUUUGAGAUAAAACUGAAGAGAGAAUGCUUAACUUAACAAAUAUAAAAUAGUCAUUAGGAAAUAUUUAUUCAUAUCAACAAUAACAAACACACACAACUUACUCAUAAAAUCUUGAACACUUGCAAAAAUAAUCCUACUAUUGUUGUUGCUGCAAAUCAUAAAACUUGUGCCCAAAAGAUACUCGUAAGAUUAAAAGUACUUCUUAAAAGCUUCCCUUCUAAAAAAUACGGAGAGAAACACAAGUGAGAGCUUAAGUGUAAUGCCUAUGUAAACUGGAAUGAAGUAUGGAAGACUCAGUUAGA
Molecule: messenger RNA, 4745 nt
Organism: Portunus trituberculatus (swimming crab)
Lineage: Eukaryota; Metazoa; Arthropoda; Malacostraca; Decapoda; Portunidae
Molecular function (GO): zinc ion binding
Source: RefSeq, a predicted model, not a curated record